Molecule: messenger RNA, 2809 nt
Organism: Cygnus olor (mute swan)
Lineage: Eukaryota; Metazoa; Chordata; Aves; Anseriformes; Anatidae
Gene: WNT2
Product: Wnt family member 2
Exons: 5
Coding region: 248-1324 (358 amino acids)
Biological process (GO): cell fate commitment; canonical Wnt signaling pathway; multicellular organism development
Cellular component (GO): extracellular region
Molecular function (GO): cytokine activity; frizzled binding
Source: RefSeq, a predicted model, not a curated record
AAAAACACCACACAACCCGAACCCACCCAGUCCGCCGGCAGCCCGCAGCAGCCCCUCAGUUGUGCCGCGCCUGCAGGGGAGGCUCGGCGGGGAGCGGGGAGCGGGGCUCGGCCCAGGCCGCCGGGGACCCCCUGGCCCCCUGGGAGCCACCUCCAGCCCUCGGGGCCCCCUCGGCGCCCCUUCCUUCCAUGGGCUUUCCCCUCGGCCCGCCGCCUGCCCCGAUGCUGACCGCCGCCGCCUUCCCACCAUGAACUUGCUCGCCGGGAUCUGGGGGCCGCUCCCCCUGCUCCUGCUCUGGGCCACGCCGCGGGUCGCCUCCUCAUGGUGGUACAUGGGGGCCGUGGGCUCGUCGCGGGUGAUGUGCGACAACGUGCCGGGGCUGGUGAGCCGGCAGCGGCAGCUGUGCCGCCGGCACCCCGAGGCCAUGCUCUCCAUCGGCCGCGGCGUGGCCGCCUGGACGGCCGAGUGCCAGCACCAGUUCCGCCGGCACCGCUGGGACUGCAGCGCCCUGGAGCGGGGGCAGCGCCUGCUCGGCCGCGUCCUGCUGCGCAGCAGUCGGGAAUCUGCUUUUGUUCACGCCAUCUCCUCCGCUGGGGUAGUUUUUGCUAUCACGAGGGCAUGUAGCCAGGGAGAGCUGAAAUCCUGCUCCUGCGAUCCCAAGAAGAAAGGCUCUGCGAAGGACAGCAAGGGUCAUUUUGACUGGGGCGGCUGCAGCGAUAACAUUGACUACGGUGUUAAAUUCGCCAGGGCCUUCGUGGAUGCCAAAGAGAGGAAAGGCAAAGACGCAAGAGCGCUGAUGAACCUGCACAACAACAGGGCUGGAAGGAAGGCCGUGAAGCGGUUUUUGAAACAGGAGUGCAAAUGUCACGGUGUGAGUGGAUCAUGCACUCUAAGGACCUGUUGGCUGGCCAUGGCAGACUUUAGGAAAACAGGAGAUUAUCUGUGGAAGAAAUACAAUGGAGCGAUUCAGGUGGUCAUGAAUCAAGAUGGCACGGGUUUCACUGUGGCUAAUAAGAGAUUUAAGAAGCCAACUAAGAAUGACCUGGUAUACUUUGAAAGCUCUCCAGACUACUGUAUCAGGGACAGGGAUGUAGGGUCCCCAGGGACGGCCGGCCGGGUUUGCAACCAGACGUCCCGCGGCAUGGACAGCUGUGAGGUGAUGUGCUGCGGCCGAGGCUACGACACCUCGCGCGUCAGCAGGAUGACGAAAUGCGAGUGCAAGUUCCACUGGUGCUGCGCCGUGCGCUGCCAGGACUGCCUGGAGGUGGUGGAUGUCCACACCUGCAAGGCGCCCAAGAGCGCCAGCUGGACGUCCCGGACAUGACGUUUGGGUACUGCCUCCCUGCCUGGUCCACGCAGGGAAUGCUUCCGAGGCCUCUGCUGGAUUUACGCCGGUUUUGCCUUCGCCUUUCGUUACACAGAAGCCGCUCAGUGACUCUUACAAACUCUGCAGUGUUCACAUCUCCACAUAACCGCGUUGUUGCACGGUUUGUGUAACAACCGCUGCCGCGCUGGAAGGAGCUGCUUCUGUUGGGGCUGUCCCAACCAACACACAACUCUGAGCUCCUUGCGGCAAGUCCUUCCUGCCACCGGGCACACGGCGAGACGUCAGGAUGAGCCAUUUCAUACUGGAUGCCACCAAAUGUGGGGGUUGCUAUGGCCUCCUGCCGAGGGCCUGGUGCUGCUCACAGCCAUGCCCUGGGCGCUCAGCCUACUGGGCUGAGGCCUGGGCCCUGAGCAGGGACUCCUCCGUGGAAAACUUUGUGGCCAGGAUGAUUUUGGGGCUUUACCAGAGGUGAAUUUGCCCACCCAUCUGCUGUGGGGUGGUGUGUGUGCUGUGGUGGCCCUUACAGCGCUGGGCUGUGAGGUGUGUUGGGCAGAGACUGGCCUGUAGGGGAAAGCAAAGAUCAGCAGGAAGCGUUCAACUGCAAGAGUCUCAUCUGCUAUUAAGGAGCCAAAGCGAAUGUCUUAGGUAUAUAUUUGUGAAAACUUGCCUUAAGGACUUAUAAAAGGUUAUUAAUACUAACCACUGAUUGUUUUUUUUUUUUUUUUUGAUCUGAAGAAUCGAAGAAAAGUAAUUCCAGCCCAAUGACAGCUGGAGACAGGACACUAAACUACCUAAGGAUAAGAUUUCCUAUUUUUCAUUUACUGAAUUUUACUUAAACAUUUGCAGAAAUCUGAUGGAGAAAGCAAUACCUUGUCUUAAUAACAAUUGGGUUUCAUUCUAAAGAAUCUAUCAACUCUUAUGUUCUUUUAAAUUUAAUAAACCUAAUAUAAAUGUGCUCAGAAUUAUACUUUCAGUUCCAAUGGGGACUUCCAAAUGAGCUUUUCUCGGAAUGCAUGCUGCACAAACUUGCAGCUGAUUAAGAGUGCAUUGGCCUUUGAUGGAGGCAGUCGCAGGCUGUGCCAGGUCUGUGUUCUGGGCUCGGAUCAGCACAAAACAACAAAGUGCUGGAAAUGUGUGUAGGCUCAGGAGGCCCUGAAGUUGUGGCCUCACAGGAGAGAUGCUGGGGAGCUGUGUCAGACAGGGAACAGCCAGCUUGCUGAGGAGCAGAGAGCAGAAAUGGGGCCGGUGCCACUAAGUCUAAUAAGGCAGCCCUGGAAAGCUAUGGAAAAGCACCCAUGAAGUGCAGAGACAUGCAUGGUACUGAAAAAAUAACUUAUGAAAAGAAGGUUGAACAGGUGACAGAAAAUAUUUCCAUGUGAAAAUGGAAAAGACUAGAGGAACCUUAGUGUGUACAAACAGUGCGUGAAAAAAUAAUAGACAAGAAGCAUACCGUGGCAAUAAAGCAAGGCGAGUAGUCAGGUU